Molecule: messenger RNA, 429 nt
Organism: Naegleria fowleri
Lineage: Eukaryota; Heterolobosea; Eutetramitea; Acrasida; Naegleriidae
Exons: 1
Coding region: 1-429 (142 amino acids)
Source: RefSeq, a predicted model, not a curated record
AUGGCAAGCUUUUUGUACCAUCGUCCAAAUUUAUGGGACUAUCCAACCACCAAACCAUUCACCCAGUACGAUUAUGAACUCUUUAGUGAUAAGUCAUUAUUAUUAGAAAUGAUUAAGGCAGGAUGUCAAGAAGUUUUCAAAUAUGCACCGAGAGAUAUUAUUGAGGAUAGAGAAUUUGUGUUAAAAGCUGCCAAACUCAAUGGUCUUGCUGUUUUUGGAUCAUGUUUUACCUCAGACAAGGAAAUCAUGUUAGAAGCAGUGAAGAACAAUGGAUAUGCAUUGAGAUUUGCGAGUGAAGAAUUGAAAAAAGAUUCUGAAUUGGUGAUGGAAGCUCUUAAAUGCAAUGGAUAUGUGUUGGAAUAUAGUGAUGAAUUGUUGCAACAAAGGAUGGAACAAUGUUAUUUUGGUGCUUAUUUAGGAUGUAAAUGA